Molecule: messenger RNA, 728 nt
Organism: Exaiptasia diaphana
Lineage: Eukaryota; Metazoa; Cnidaria; Anthozoa; Actiniaria; Aiptasiidae
Product: lactadherin
Exons: 4
Source: RefSeq, a predicted model, not a curated record
UGUACCAGUCCCUCUCCUUUCAACGGUCUGUCCUGCUCUGGACCAAGUAGAGAAACUAAAGAAUGUCCAGUAGUACCAGACAUUAACAUCACUGAAUGUGCAAGUGCAAUGGGUAUGGAAUCAAGAGCAAUAAAAGACAAUCAGAUUACAUCCUCGUCAUUUUUCAAAACUAAAAAUAAUACCAGAAACUCAGCAAAAAAUGGCCGGCUUAACAAGAAAUAUGACAAUCAUGGUAUUGGUGGAUGGGCUGCAGGUUCCAGGAAGACUGGGGAAUACAUCCAAGUCGACCUUGGCUCCAUCAAUGUCAUCACCAUGGUAGCAACACAAGGAAGAUAUUGCUGCCACAAUCAUUGGGUCACCAAGUAUUCGUUGUCGUAUAGUGAUGAURGCACGAACUGGAAACACUACCAAGGGGACUGUAUCAAGGUUUUUCCAGGUAACACGGAUAAAAACACCAUUGUGACGAACAAGCUUGAAAUGCCAAUGAGAGCCAGAUAUAUUCGACUUAUCGUGAAAGGAUUCAGAGGAUGGCCCACAAUGAGAAUGGAGCUUUAUGGUUGUACUAAUCUAUACUAGCGUUGACCUUAGGACUGUAUGGUGUUUUAUGCAGCAAGCGCGAUAACACACUAUUUAUGCUAAUGGUCUAAGUUUAUAAUUUAACCUCGCUUUCUAUUUGUCAGAACCGACUGGUCAUAUCAUUAAAAAUUUCAUUAUGCUAUCAAUUAUAU